CCGACGAAGAAGAGCGACGGAAAUCGAGGGUGGAAACAUGGCUUGGUUCUUAGUUUUGAUUUCUGUGUUUGUCUGCAAUCUCAUGAAAAUACUCCUGCCGACCACAUCAUCUUUUCUGGUGCAGAAAGAUGCUGAGCAGGAGAGUGAGAUGAGGGCUGAAAUCCAGCAGAUGAAGAAGGAGCAGUCUUCCAUAAGCAUGAUGGAUGAGUUUGCAAGAUAUGCCAGAUUGGAGCGCAAAAUUAACAAGGCAACAGACAAACUUAAAACACACGUGCAGUCAAGAACAGCUCAACAAGCCAAAAUGAAGUGGGUUGUGAACAUUGUCUUUUACAUAUUGCAGGCUGCUCUGAUGAUCUCAUUGAUCUGGAAGUAUUACUCUGAUCCAGUGACUGUGGUCCCCAGUAAAUGGAUUGCCCCCGUGGAGCGACUUGUGGCUUUUCCGACAGGAGUGGCAGGUGGUGUGGGAAUCACGUGCUGGCUGGUGGUUUGCAACAAAGUUGUCACACUGGGACUUAAUGCCAUCAGCUAAAACUCUGCUGGGAUUUGGAAACGUGUUUUGAUUAAUAAAAGCUGUUUUCUGUCGGCUAAUCUGAACCAAGAUUAAGGCUGUUCCAUUUGUAAUUUUAAUUUAUUAUA
Nematolebias whitei (Rio pearlfish) is the source of this 636-nucleotide messenger RNA. It is a transcript of the gene get1, whose product is annotated as guided entry of tail-anchored proteins factor 1. Gene Ontology annotation, biological process: tail-anchored membrane protein insertion into ER membrane. Bases 38 to 529 code for a protein of 163 amino acids. The record is from RefSeq and is a predicted model, not a curated record. The transcript is spliced from 5 exons. NCBI's taxonomy places the organism in Eukaryota, Metazoa, Chordata, Actinopteri, Cyprinodontiformes, Rivulidae.